AUGGUACCGUCAUUCAAUCGCGAUCUCAAACCUACAUUCAAGCGUUCUUCAUUCGCGAUCUGGGAGAAUGGGAAUCUUUUUUUCGGCAUACCAGAUGGAAGCAAAUGUGUGGAAGUUUUUGUUGGUGGGUUGGCCCGGUCUGUAACUGAAGACAAGGUUCAUAAGGUCUUUUCAACUUGUGGAGAAAUCAUGGACAUUCACUUGAUAAAAGAUCAAAACGGUAGCCUAAAGGGGUUUGGCUUUGUACGCUUUACAACAAAAGACGUUGGUGACAAAGCUCUAAAGGAGUUAAAUGAAUCUAUGCUAAAAGGGAAAAAGAUUGUUUUCGUCUCAUGCUGCUGCAGCACGCGUAGUCGCGCACUUAAGGUUGGUGCUAAGCCAAAUUUUGUUCUUGGUGGUACUUUGCAUCCAUCUGUUAAGUGGGCUGAAGAGGAUGCUGGAGUUGAUACACAGGAACUUGCUAAGAUAAAAAUAGCAUUUAUCAUAAACUUACCGUCUACUGCUGAUGAAAACUACUUGAAGUUACUCUUUGGUCCCUUUGGCAAGGUAGGUUGUGUUCAGGGGUGGAGCCACACCGUGAGUGUGAAAACAAAACCUUUUUGCCAAUUUGUUCAGAUUUAUCCAAUCGAGCAAUGGAUUGACUGCUCUUCAUUUGAGAUUGAUGUACAUAUCAGAGGAUGGUUAUACCCAAGAUUGCGAUUUGGCAGCUAUAUUAAACGUGCUGAAGAGAGCUCUAUUGCUGGCUUGAAGAGAGGUUUCGAUGCUUUGAACAGCUAUCUAGCAUCACACACUUUCUUGGUCGGUGAUGGUGUCACCUUGGUUGAAGAAGAAGAGGCACCGAAGCCUAAGCUGAACAACCCUCUUGAUUUAUUACCUCCGAGAGUCGUCGAAGGAGCUACUUAUUUCAUCCGUGUACCAGCAAAGAUUGAUGCACAUAUCAGAGGACGAUUAUAUCCAAUAAUGCGAUUUGGCAGCUAUAUUAAAUGUGCUGAAGAGAGCUCUAUUGCUGGCUUGAAGAGAGGUUUCGAUGCUUUGAACAGCUAUCUAGCAUCACACACUUUCUUGGUCGGUGAUGGUGUCACCUGGGUUGAAGAAGAAGAAGAGGCACCGAAGCCUAAGCUGAAGUUUUUGGGUGGAAGCUUCACUUGUGAUGCUUACUAUACAGCCACAUCCACAAGGUUGACGAUACAAGACCAAAAGUGGAGACGCGACAUUUUUGUCCUCUAUGGAGGUAACUUUUGUAUGACACAACUAUGUAUGAUUUAGUCGCUACAAGCCAAAAACGAUUUAACACUUUUUCAUAUUAUUCAGUUGUUGCUUUACUGGAGGAAACUAAUUAUUAAUAAAUUGUAUAAAACGGCGGGGAUUCU
Messenger RNA from Helianthus annuus (common sunflower), 1370 nucleotides. RefSeq lists its product as uncharacterized. The record is from RefSeq and is a predicted model, not a curated record. The coding region runs from base 1 to 1266 and encodes 421 amino acids. Lineage: Eukaryota; Viridiplantae; Streptophyta; Magnoliopsida; Asterales; Asteraceae. The transcript has 15 exons. Gene Ontology annotation, molecular function: RNA binding; glutathione transferase activity.